Messenger RNA from Anopheles coustani, 1494 nucleotides. Its product is annotated as b(0,+)-type amino acid transporter 1-like. Gene Ontology annotation, molecular function: L-amino acid transmembrane transporter activity. Gene Ontology annotation, cellular component: membrane. The record is from RefSeq and is a predicted model, not a curated record. NCBI's taxonomy places the organism in Eukaryota, Metazoa, Arthropoda, Insecta, Diptera, Culicidae. The transcript has 4 exons. The coding region runs from base 1 to 1458 and encodes 485 amino acids. Gene Ontology annotation, biological process: amino acid transmembrane transport.
AUGACGGCUAUAGCGGAACCGAAGGCCGGCGGCUUGAAGCGCGAGAUGGGCCUCAUGUCGGCCAUCAAUGUGAUCAUCAGCGUCAUGAUCGGCUCGGGCAUAUUCGUGUCACCCACGGCAGCCCUCAAGUAUUCCGGCAGUGUCGGCUUCUGUCUGGUCGUGUGGACCGUUUGCGGUGGCAUCUCGCUGCUGGGAGCGCUCUGUUUCGCCGAGCUGGGCACGGUGGUGCCACGGUCCGGCGCCGAGUAUGCUUACCUGAUCGAGGCGUUCAAAAAGUCACACUCCUUCUGGGGCCCGCUGCCGUCGUUCAUCUGCGCCUGGGUGUACGUGAUGAUUCUGCGGCCGGCCGAAAUUGCCGUCAUCAUCUUGACAUUCGCCGAAUACUCAAUACUUCCCUUCCGGCAUUUGCUGGGCCUGGAGAAUCUACCGGCGGACGAUCUACACCUGCUGAUUAAGCUUAUCGGCAUCCUAGGGUUAGGCAUAAUCACGUACAUCAAUCUCAGCAGCGUGAAGCUGUACGUCACGAUCAACAAUGUAUUUGGGUUCUGCAAAGUGUUCGCAUGUCUGGUGGUCAUCUUCGGUGGGAUCUACCAGUUGGCGAUUGGCAACACGGAGAACUUGGCCGGAGGGUUCGAGGGAACCCAUAGCAGUCCCGGUUACAUUGCGCUCGCCUUCUACAACGGUCUCUGGGCGUACGACGGCUGGUCAAGCGUGACCACCAUUACGGAGGAGAUCAAGAAUCCGGAGGUUAACAUUCCCCGCUCGAUCAUGAUCGCCGUACCGAUCAUCACCGGGCUGUAUGUUUUCAUGAACCUCGCCUACAUGACCGUUCUCUCGAUGGGUGAGAUGAUCGCCUCGGAGGCGGUCGGAAUCGACUUUGGGGAUCGCGCACUUGGUUCGUUCUCCUUCCUGAUCCCACUCGGGGUAGCGCUGGCUACGUUCGGCUGUGCCCUCAGCAUCCAGUUCGGUGUGACACGACUCUGCUACGUCGCCAGCCAGGAGGGUCAGAUGUUGGAACCGUUGUCGUACAUUCACGUGCGUCGCGCAACGCCGGCUCCAGCCGUUGCCAUGCAGGGCGUACUAGCACUCGCCUUCAUCCUGGUCGGCAACAUCGAGACGUUGAUCGAGUUUGCUUCGUUUCUGAUCUGGUUCUUCUACGGAGCGGCCGUCGUGGCGCUGCUCGCCCUGCGCCGUUUCCAACCUAACGUGCACCGACCGUACAAAGUGCCACUGAUCGUGCCGUACAUCACGUUAGCCGUAUCCGUCUUUCUGUCGAUCGUGCCGGUCGUCAGCGACCCGUCACCCAAGUACCUGUUCGCGGUGGGCUUCAUCCUCAGCGGAGUGCUGGUCUACACGCCGUUCGUUUAUUACAAAGUGCGGCCCUCGUGGAUUAAUAAACUAACUUACCUCAUUCAAGUGCUCUUCGAAGUUGUGCCUUCUUCCAGUAAAGUAGAUUAAUGAUUUUUUUUUAAAUAAAAAGGAAACGUUUUGCAA